GGAUGAAGGAGAUGGAUGGUCGAUCAACAGAUCGACGAUCCGUGACGCUAGCCGCAAAUGGCUACUCCCAACUCCGUUAGCGUCCCGUUCUACGCGUUGUUGCCGGUAAUACUACACGCAGCACGCGCUCUAAUAAUCUACUUACUCCUACUGCUGCUGCCCCUGCUGCUCACAAACAGCCUACAUCAGCUUCUUCUUACAUGCUAUAUACAUUACCUCUCGUGUUACUAUUAUGAAUACCAUUCUCGCAUUCUUAUGACCGCUUCCAGCUCUCAAGGUUGACUCUGGCACUCUACUAGCUCCGGCCGGCCAACGCGUCUUCCCGCGCGUCACCGCCAACCACCAUUAUUCUCAAUUGCUCGCGUUUGCACACACACACCCACCAUUGGUACACUACGAGCUCGCUCAAUUGUUUGAAAGAUUGUUAUUUUCACGGUCAC
Pseudovirgaria hyperparasitica is the source of this 440-nucleotide messenger RNA. RefSeq lists its product as uncharacterized. The record is from RefSeq and is a predicted model, not a curated record. The coding region runs from base 58 to 282 and encodes 74 amino acids. The transcript has a single exon. Lineage: Eukaryota; Fungi; Ascomycota; Dothideomycetes; Acrospermales; Acrospermaceae.